AUGAAGUUCGAUUGUGAUUUUACAAUGGGAAAAUAAGGUAACAUGUUUAGGAAUUUUUUAGUUUUGAAGUAAUUUACUCACCUAGUUAAAUCGAAAUGCAAAUAGGUCGAUUUGAUUUCAAUCACAUAUUUUAUCUUGAAAUAUGUGAUGCUUUUCCAGACCUCAUACCAUUAUAUGGUUUUGGUUUUAUAGUAAUUGUUUUUUUAGAUCAAGUUGAAGUGACUGUUU
Messenger RNA from Paramecium octaurelia, 228 nucleotides. Lineage: Eukaryota; Ciliophora; Oligohymenophorea; Peniculida; Parameciidae. The record is from the annotation of a GenBank genome assembly.